Messenger RNA from Cinara cedri, 4882 nucleotides. The record is from the annotation of a GenBank genome assembly. NCBI's taxonomy places the organism in Eukaryota, Metazoa, Arthropoda, Insecta, Hemiptera, Aphididae.
GAGAGCACAAGCGAAUGUCGUUUAGUGAGGGCGUCUCAGUGCUAAAAUCGUUUCAGAUUCCCGAUUUGGGUAAUUGUAUACUUUUUUUCGUUGGCCGUGCAUUGUUUACUGACAGUGUCCCUCACGCUCUUCGAGUUACAGCUGAAAAACGCCUUUCCGAUCGUCGAAGUUGCUCACGUUUAUCAAGUCACGCAUUAUCGUCCAUGAACGAGUGCAGGGUGUCCCAUGUGUCCCUAUGUCCUCUGUAUCCAUAUCAAAAAUCAAAAGAACGGAUUAGCACGUCGCCGAAGAGGCCACACAAGCCACUGCAUACCUCGCUCGUAUCUACACCAUUACUGGCCACAUCUACAGUGAGCAAAUAUUGUAAAAAUCUAUACGCUCUUGAUGUGUAUCGGAAAUUCGGUGCAUUGACGAUCGGAGAAUAUACCAAGUGGCCACGCACUCAACAAAUAUGUUUUCCCUGCUUUAGUGACAACAAUUGGGCCAAUCGUUGCAAAGAACAUAAGAAAUGCUCAGUGAGUUCACACUUACACCACAAACUACUACACCUAGGUUUAUGACAUCGUCCCGUCCUCUAAUUCGACACCUCCAGCCACGUCGACAUCGCCUUUUCUGGGUACGGUUCACUAUUGGUUUUGCUAGGUACGGCAUUAGUCCACGUACGAGACCGAGCUGAAAGAUUCCAGCCUGCGUGUACAUUAAUCAACUCCACGUUGGCGCAAUACGAUUGUCUCCGCAAAGCAAUUGGGCUGCGUUGGUCCAAGUUGACCGCCCCUAUAACUGGAGCUUAACAAAGUAACGUACAGGAUCAACUGUGUGCCAUUCCUGGCAUUACGAGUUAUGCAGGAGAUUGCGGAUGUUGACUGCGUGAAUCGGUCACACACUUAGCACACCCUUCGUCAUCAGACACACGUUGAUGACAAUUGUUUCUGAGCCGAUACCGUAAACGAGGCACUUGCUGCACAAGCUGAGCUUAACUGUGCUCUCGCCAGCGCCAGACUCGAGUUACGGAAAUGAGUGAGUAAUACUGACGCCAUGUUGCAAACCGUUCCAUGUGGAUUUCGGGUGACGAAAUCGGUGACCUUCGCCAAAAAUACCAGCGGAGACACUAAGGUCCUUGGUCUCAUUUAGGGCACGGUAUAUUACUAUUUUAGCUGUGAACCGGCCCUCGACUUCCCAGCCGUCUUCACUAAACACGGCAUUCUGUUACUGAUUACCCGGUUUUACGAUUCGCUCAGUUUUUUCGCACCAAUGAUUUUUUCGGACAAAACCAUUGUGCUACGCACUUGGCAAAAACGGGGUUUUGUGUUCGAAAAUUAUAUGUUCGAAUGCUGUAAGUUCGAACGUCAAGAGUUCGAAAGAUUAUACACUAGAAAGAUAGUAUGUUCGAAAUUAUUGAAAAACAAAAACAAGAGGAAUUAUAAUAUUUAUUAAUUUAUCAUUUGUUUUAAAAUUAAAAUUUCAAAAAUUCAUACAAUUUAGUGUUAAUAAUUAAUGUAAAUGUUAAUAAAGAAACUCCUAAAAACUUGAAUUUUACGAUAUUCCUUGUAUAAACUCAAUAAUACUGAAACCUGUAUUUUUUAGUCUGAGAACUAAAUUUUUAAUUCUUUGUUCCCGUUUUUCUUUUCUUAUAUGUUCAGCCUUGAAUGAGUUGUUCUAUAGAGUUUUCAGUAUCAUUCUCAAUUUUUUUGAACUGUCUUAUCAACUUGUAAACCCCUGGUUGUUUCGAUACUAAUCUGUGAACAUUUUUUAAGGGUCAUGUUANAAAAUUUGUUCACCCUCUCCUUUAACCUUGACAAAUCCAGCUUGUUCUGGUGAUAUCUAACUACCUACGUAGUACUUCAGCCUUACAUGGAUGAUGUUCAGUAGGACUUUGGAAGCAUGCGAGAUUAGGGAGAUGGUGCGGUAGUUGUUGCAUUAUUUUUUAUGAAGUGGUUUAAAUAUGAAUUCCACCCAUUCUUUGGGCCAUGAAUGGCCCAUCUCCUUAGCUUGAAAUUCCUAGUGAGCAUCUUAAUUUCUUUGACUUAUUAACACAAGUAUAACAGGCAAAUAUAAGUUUUCCGUUAACCAUAUAAAAUUUCUAUGAAUAUUUGUAACUAAAUUACAAUGAAAAAGCUCUCUAGGAUAAUGGAGCAACUGUUAUAGGUAAUUUAAUGUAUACGUGUAAGCAAACAUUUUUAAUGAUAGAACGGUUCUGAACAGAAUUCAGUUGAUAGUGACGCUUUGUCAACAAUAUACAUGUUAAAUUAUGGUAAAAUAAUUAAAUAGGAAAGAUAUAUUAUCUUUAAUAAUAUUUGUUUAAUAUUGUACAGAUAUUCCUGUUUUUCCUACGGUUUCUCGAAUUUUUCCCAGUUUAUCACUUUGACUGGGAAAACUAUUGGAAUCAAGAAUGAGCUCGUUAAAAGACUUUCGUAGUCAAAUUUCCAUCCAUAAAAAGUGCUUUCAUUGUAAAUUUGAGCAAAAUUGCUGGUAGAAAAGUUGUCUUCAGAAAAAAUUCCGUAACUCAUUAACUACUUUAUUAAUAAUUUCGCACAUUUUCCCGUUUUCCCUCCAUUUUUUUGUCUCGGUUUUUCACAUUUGAUGAGAAAUCUUCUGAGAAAAUCAAAAAAUAUCUUCCUUAAAGUACCAUCCACCGAAAAUUAUAAUUUCCCUUCGGGAAAGGUUUUAUAUCGUAUAUAUCGGAGUAAACUUUCUUUUUUAAAAAAAAAAAAUACAUCUUUGUAAAACCAUUACAUUCAUCGCUAUACUCAAAACUUAAAAUUAUAAUGUUACCAAUAAUUAAUAUUUCUUUUUUUUCUCUUUUUACUCUAGGACUAGAUCAGCUAGAAAAAGGUAAGUUUUAUUAUAAAUAUUUCAUAUAGCUGUAUUCAGAAAGCCUAUAUUAUAAGUUAAUGUUGAAUUCAAUACUGUAUUACAUUUUCACUGAUUUCUAAUCUGAAAAAAAUGUUAACCAAUCUUCUUCUUAUUCAUUUGGCCCUUAAUACUCCUAAGAAUUUUAACCGCCAUCACUUAAUCUCUCCAUUUUUCUCGGUCCCGGGCUAAUUCUCUCUGUUCUUGAACUCCCAUUCUUUCCAGGUCUUCUUCCGCUGUGUCUAAUCAUCUUUUCCUUGGUCUAUCUCGGGUUUCUUUACCGUUAGCUUUCAUUCCAGCACUGCUUUAUUAAUAUCAUCCUCAUUUCGCAGCCACACGUUGCAAGCCGUUUUUAUUUUUGAUCCUUUGUCCUCCUAUGAAGAUUACUACUAAAACCAUGUUUAUUUCUUCCUAUAACACCCUGUUAUAUUUUCUUCUCUAUGUUCCUUUUUCAUCAUCAUAUACCGGUCGUACUAAACAUAAUAAAUAAUUUUCCUUCCAAAUUGUCAUGAUUUAGUUUCAAGUGUAAAACAGGUUUCAGUUUUAUGAUUUAGUUUUGUCCCAAGUUUAUGUACCUAAUCAUACCACAAUAUCCGUAUUGAGUUUAAACAUCAUCGGUGUACUGUAUUGAAUUAUACUACUUUAAUGAGCUUCAUUUCAUAGUAUCAUGAUUAGGAAUAAUAUAAACUAUUAACUAUAUAAACUAUAUUCCUAAAUCAUAUUAUUUGACUAUAAAAUAAAUUGUUUACAUUUAUUAAUAUUAAAUAAUGUAUUAUUUAUAUAAUAAUAACUAUGGCCAUUCAAGAAGUCUGUGCGAAACAGCUCUGUUAUAGUCUUUGCAUUCCUUGAUAUUGUAACUGCACCUCUACACGUCACUGAAAACUGACCAUUGCCCACUUAGUGUAAAACAAUCUCGGCUUAAAUAAAAUUAGUUUACUAUCGAUAUCAAUAAAGCUCAUUAUAAGUAUAAUAUAAUAUAGAUGGGGCAUCCGAAACAAAAUAAUACUCAGAUAAUCCAACCUAACCUAACAGAAUAAUGAUAUUUUUCUGUAUUAUAUAGGUACUAUAAAUAAUGUUAUUAUAAUUUAUAAAAAAUUAUAAAGAAACCUAUUAUUAAUAUUCUCUCUUUUUUUUUUACUAGAACAAAGAUCUCCAAAAUAACUACGUAAGUUGUAUUUUAAAUAUUUCAUAGUCAUUAUAUAUUUUGUUUGUUCAUAUAAAGUUUCUCAAAAAAAAACUGAGGAGAAGAGGGAAAAUGUAUGAAAUAUAGGUAUUAGUUAAAAAUAUUAUGGCCUUCUUUUUUCUUGUGGGCAACUUUUCUGUCAGCAAUUUUCCGACAACUUAUAAUGAUAAAGAAGGAUAAAUCCUAAAAGGAAAUUUCAAUGGAAAGAUACUUAAAAUAAAUUUUUUCCAAUUUUCUCAGAAGUUCUCAAUAAAUGUAAAAAACCGAAAAAAACGGAGGAAUACUGGAAAAACGGGAUCCACUUUUAAUUUGGAAUUUGGAAUAAUUAGAAUUUUACCAUAAUAUUACAUAUUAUNAUUAAACAAAUAUUAAAUAAAACCCAUUUAAUUAUAUUACUAUAAAAUGGCAUAUGUAUUGUUGACAUAGCAUCAAUAUCAACUGAACUCCGUUUAGAAUCGUUUUUUCGUUAGCAAUGGUUUAUCAUUGCUUACAGGUGUACAUUAAAUUUCUUAAAACGGUGGCUGCGCCCGUCCCUAUUAUCCUAGGGCGUCUUUUUAUUAUAUUCUUCGCCUAAUAAUUAACAUAAAAAUACAAUUUUAAAUAACAUAAAAGAAUAUCUACUAAUUAUUUAAUACUUUUUAUAAUAGAUGGCAUUCUAUAGGCAACAAUUGUAUCUUUGAUCGUGGUACCUUAAGCAAGUAUACUUUAAUUUGAUUCAUUAAAUAGACAAAAGGUUUUAAAAGUUUAAAUACAAAUAAAUUAUUGCACAAAUUAAUCAUAUGUUUUCGCUUUUUUUGUACCUACUGAUGAUUUUGUAAAACUAUAACCUGUGGUAAACACACACAACAU